This is a messenger RNA of Leptonychotes weddellii (Weddell seal), 2442 nucleotides long. Lineage: Eukaryota; Metazoa; Chordata; Mammalia; Carnivora; Phocidae. The record is from RefSeq and is a predicted model, not a curated record.
CGCCCAGCCUUUAGCCUCCCUCCCACCGCCUCUGUCUUCCCUCUCUCCACAAACUGCCCCGGAGUGAGCAGCUGCUCUCGGAGGGCCCGACGAAGACGGACAGACGCACUGACUGCCUGACACCCAAGCCUGCCAACCAGCCAGCCUGUGCCCGGCUGCCUGCCCUCUCCAGCCCCAGGCGUCCAGUGGCUCCCAGGCAAGGGCCCCAAGCAGCAGCAGCAGGCACUCGAGGCCUAGGCCUACCCUGCUCUGCCCUGGAGGUUGCAGAAUCAGGGGAAGAAGGAGGGACACACUGCCCAGGCACACCCACCAUGCGGCCCCUGUGGCUCCUCGCAUCCCUGCUGGCCCUGAGCCAGGCUCUGCCCUUUGAGCAGAAGGCCUUCUGGGACUUUACCUUGGACGACGGGCUGCCCGUGCUGAACGAUGAGGAGGCUUCGGGUGCUGAGACAACUUCAGGGGUCCCGGACCUGGACUCCCUCCCGCCCACCUUCAGCGCCAUGUGUCCCUUUGGCUGCCACUGCCACCUGCGGGUUGUUCAGUGCUCCGACCUGGGUCUGAAGGCUGUGCCCAAGGAGAUCUCACCCGACACGACGCUGCUGGACCUGCAGAACAAUGACAUCUCGGAGCUCCGCAGGGAUGACUUCAAAGGCCUCCAGCACCUUUAUGCUCUCGUCCUGGUGAACAACAAGAUCUCCAAGAUCCACGAGAAGGCCUUCAGCCCCCUGCGGAAGCUGCAGAAGCUCUAUAUCUCCAAGAACCACCUGGUGGAGAUCCCUCCUAACCUGCCCAGCUCCCUGGUGGAGCUCCGCAUCCAUGACAACCGCAUCCGCAAGGUGCCAAAGGGCGUGUUUAGCGGGCUGCGCAACAUGAACUGCAUCGAGAUGGGUGGGAACCCCCUGGAAAACAGUGGCUUUGAGCCUGGAGCCUUCGAUGGCCUGAAGCUCAACUACCUUCGCAUCUCUGAGGCCAAGCUCACCGGCAUCCCCAAAGACCUCCCCGAGACCCUGAAUGAACUCCAUCUGGACCACAACAAAAUCCAGGCCAUCGAGCUGGAGGAUCUGCUCCGUUACUCCAAGCUGUACAGGUUGGGCCUGGGCCACAACCAGAUCCGCAUGAUCGAGAACGGGAGCCUAAGCUUCCUGCCCACCCUGCGGGAGCUGCACUUGGACAAUAACAAGCUGUCCAGGGUGCCUUCUGGCCUUCCGGACCUCAAGCUCCUCCAGGUGGUCUAUCUGCACACCAACAACAUCACCAAGGUGGGCGUCAACGACUUCUGUCCUGUGGGCUUCGGGGUCAAGCGGGCAUACUACAACGGCAUCAGCCUCUUCAAUAACCCCGUGCCCUACUGGGAGGUGCAGCCGGCCACUUUCCGCUGCGUCACCGACCGCCUGGCCAUCCAGUUUGGCAACUACAAAAAGUAGAAGCGGCAAGCAGCCGCUGUGAUGGCCUGGGCGGGGCCUCUGGGGAGCACAGCAGACAUCGUGAAGGGGAGGGCAGAGCCAAGGAGCGAAGCCAGCGCCCAGCUGCACCCAACCCAGCCCCGCCCUUGAUCCUGGACCCCAACUCGCUGCCUCCUGACACCCUCAUCCUGGCUCCCCAGCAUGCAGAUGGGGCACAAGACCCAGCCACCAUCACAUGCCUCUUGGCUUCAGAGCUGCCCCUGCCCCCGCCCCCCAUCAUAGCCACUCAGAGGCACCCUCAUAAAGCUCUCUUCCCAUUCGCCCUGAAAUCAAAUUGCCCAAGACUCCAGUCCAAGACAGAUGGACCCUGGGUCAAGCGGGUGGGAAGGGGCUAACAAGGAUGGAGACAGCCCACCCCACCUGCCUGGCACACAUUCCUCCAGCUUCCAACCAUCCUUGGCCUGGCCUGCUACCCUUGGCUUCUCGUGCCCCCCACCCUUCUGCAAGUUCAUGGCCCAUCUAUCCGAGCCUCUUUGCUCUACUGGCCUCUAGACCAGUAUCUUCCUCUCUGGCUCUCUGGCUCUCUCUCUCCCUCUCUCUCUAUCUCCAUCUAUCUCUCUCAUCCUUCCUCUCCUCUCUCACAUCUCUGAGCUGGGUCCAGUGUCUGUCUCGCUGGGCUUCUGCCCAGCCCUUACCCAGGCAAGCCAGGGGACAGUGGGCAGCUGUCCCCAAGCCUGCCCCACGCGGUCCUUGCCCCCAAGUCUGGACUGUCCUGGAGGAGGCCGGCAGGUGGAGGUGAUGUGCCCCGCACACAUCCACUGUUCCAAAGGGGAGCAUUGGCCCUGCAAAGGGCCCGGCAUCCCGCUGGAGCCGCCAGCCAGCUUUCCUUGUUCCUCUUUCCCCCCAUGAUGGCUAAUUCUCCCUCCCUUCGCCUUCUGGCCCCUGGUAUGGUGGGGGUUUCAAGCAAUCACACCCAGCUUGAGGAGGGGCUGCUUCUGAGGUCGGUUGUUGUCUUCCAAUUAAAGAAACACUGUGCAAUAUG